Molecule: messenger RNA, 1833 nt
Organism: Colossoma macropomum (tambaqui)
Lineage: Eukaryota; Metazoa; Chordata; Actinopteri; Characiformes; Serrasalmidae
Gene: wnt10a
Product: wingless-type MMTV integration site family, member 10a
Exons: 4
Coding region: 343-1509 (388 amino acids)
Biological process (GO): canonical Wnt signaling pathway; cell fate commitment; multicellular organism development
Cellular component (GO): extracellular region
Molecular function (GO): frizzled binding; cytokine activity
Source: RefSeq, a predicted model, not a curated record
CUCUCCACAGCGAUGUACAGCAACUCCGCGCGCAGCACGCUCUCACUCACACGCGCUCGCUCACUCACGCACUCACAGGUAAAGCGGCGGCAGCAGAAGCAGCAGGGUCCACCUGAGCUCCGUGGAUGAGGCUCUCUCUCUCCCUCUCUCUCUCUCUCUCUCUCUCUCUCUCUUUCUCUCUCUCUCUCUCUCUCCCUCUCCCUCUCUCUCUCUCUCUCCCUCUCUCUCUCUGGACAGCUAAAGUCCAGCUCCGAUCCAAAAGGCAGCCGUAGAGCGCGCGCGUGAGAGCGCGAGGGAGUGUGUGUGAGUGAGUGUGUGUGUCGACUUGAAACUCUCUUCAGGAUGGAGCUCCUGUCUCUGCGUCUCCUCGCGCUCUGGAUGGUCGCCUCGGUUCUCACUCAAAGGGCAGAUUCCAAUGAGAUUUUGGGGCUGAAGAUUCCUUUUGACCCCAUUCUCAACGCCAACACCGUAUGCUUGACCCUGCCGGGGCUGACACGGAAGCAGCUGGACGUAUGCAUGCGGAACCCAGACGUAACGGCGUCGGCCAUCCAGGGCAUCCAGAUUGCCAUCCACGAGUGCCAGCACCAGUUCAGGGGCCAUCGCUGGAACUGCUCCAGCUUAGAGACCAGAAAUAAAAUCCCCUACGAGAGCGUGGUCUUCAGCAGGGGGUUCAGAGAGAGCGCGUUUGCGUACGCCAUCGCGGCGGCCGGUGUGGUCCACGCCGUGUCUAACGCGUGUUCGAUGGGGAAGCUGAAGGCGUGCGGCUGUGAUGAGAAGCGUCGGGGGGACGAGGAGGCGUUUCGGGUCAAACUGAACCGCCUGCAGCUGGAGGCCAUCAACCGGGGAAAGGGCAUGGUGCACGGCGUGAUGGAGCACUUCCCCUCGGACACGCUGGGACCGCAGGACUCGUGGGAGUGGGGCGGCUGCAGCCCCAACGUGGAGUUCGGUGAACGGUUCUCCAAAGAGUUCCUGGACUCCAGAGAAACCUACAGGGACAUCCACGCCAGGAUGAGGCUCCACAACAACAGGGUGGGCCGGCAGGUUGUGGUGGACCACAUGAGGAGGAAAUGCAAAUGCCACGGCACGUCGGGCAGCUGCCAGCUGAAGACCUGUUGGCAGGUGACCCCUGAGUUCCGGAUGGUGGGCUCCUUGCUGAAAGAGCGCUUCAACCUGGCUACGUUAAUCAAAGCCCACAACCGCAACACGGGGCAGGUGGAGCACGCUCACCCGCACCACCGCAGACGGGCCAACAGCCACGACCUCGUCUACUUCGAGAAAUCGCCGGACUUCUGCGAGAGGGACCCCGGGUCAGACUCGGCCGGGACGCAGGGCCGAAUCUGCAAUAAGACCAGCCAGGGCAUGGACAACUGCGAAAGCCUGUGCUGCGGCCGCGGACACAACAUCCUGCAGCAAACGCGCAGCGAACGAUGCAACUGCAAGUUCCACUGGUGCUGCUACGUGGUGUGCGAGGAGUGCAGGAUAACAGAGUGGGUCAGCGUCUGCAAAUGAGGACCAAAGAGACACAAAACACAUUAUAAAAAAUGAUAUAUAUCUAGAGAGACGUUUCAUAACAGGGAGAGACUGAGGCCUCCUGUUUUGCGAUGGACUGCCGCCGCGCUGUUGCCAGCAGCCCAAUGGAAACUGGGUGAAGAGCUCAUAAGAGACUGACAUGCUCUUGACCCCAGCUGUGCACCCCACAAGUCCAGUCACACUAGUUUGGACUUGCACUGUGUGUCAUUUCAGAAAGUAUUUUUUAAAUUAAAUAAGUUAAGGUUAUAAGGUUGUUAUUAAAAAUAUAUAUAUUGUGGAGUCUAUUGAUAAUAGAGCACUCAA